AUGCCUAAGGAGGUGAAACCUAUCUCUAUGGACCUCGCACAUCGUCGUUUCUGCCACGCAGGUGAGCAACGCGUUCGCCGCAUGCCUGGCUUCGCGGAGGGCAUCAAGUUGAUCAAGGGAUCUGCUCUCAAGUCUCCCUGUCCCCCAUGCCUUGCUGGCAAGGGUCAUCAACUUCCGUACGUUACCAACAAAUCCAUCCGCGUGCGACCAAUCGACUCUCUGCACAUUGACGUCUGGGGACCCAUCUCCAUUGUCAGCAAGGAAGGCCAGACAUACUUUAUGUCUAUCACCGACGAGGCGUCUCGUUUCUGCUGGAUCUUCCUUAUGAAGGCCCAUACGGACGUCGUCAAGUGCUACCAGGUCGUGGAAAGCUAUCUACUCACCCAGAUUGGCUACCAAGUCAAGUCUAUGCAUGGUGAUUAG
Penicillium atrosanguineum is the source of this 423-nucleotide messenger RNA. Its product is annotated as GAG-pre-integrase domain-containing protein. Gene Ontology annotation, molecular function: nucleic acid binding. The record is from RefSeq and is a predicted model, not a curated record. The transcript has a single exon. NCBI's taxonomy places the organism in Eukaryota, Fungi, Ascomycota, Eurotiomycetes, Eurotiales, Aspergillaceae. The coding region runs from base 1 to 423 and encodes 140 amino acids.